AUGGACGGUAGUUCGGAAGAGACCGUCAACGGCCGGCGGGCAUCGUUCGGCGGCCAACAGCAUAACCGUGGCGACAAUGGUUGCCGCAGGGUGUACAGAGGAUCGAAAUUUCGGUCAGACGAAUGCGGCGGAAAAUCGGAGGCCGGUACGCGGGACAGGCGCCCGUACCGCUUCAGUCCGUACGCGAAGGUAAGAAACGCACGCGAGUUAUCCGAAAUUUGCCGUACUUGCCGUAUUUUUUAUUCGGAAUACCUGUUAACGUCGUUUUGUUGCGAUAAAUCGCCGCCGAAGUCGCUUUUGACCGAACAAACGAAAUAUUAUACUCACGAGCCGUGCACGACCGAUGGCAAAUCCCAGGACAAAUUUGUUAUCGAAUUUAAAACAGAUUAUAAUUAGUACACGCCGCACUUGUUUUAGAAUAACCACUAUUUUAUACUUACGUUACCGGCAAAUUUAAUAUUUCAGUAUUUGUUCGAUACCUAUCAUACCAUUUUCAUAUAAAAGUAAAAUAUUUUAAUUUAUUUCUAUUACAGGGUGACAUGAAUGCACCAGAGCGUGGAACGCUGUGUAAUGUGCAACAAAUAAAAAAAACGUCAAACGCACUUCCCGACAAAAAUCUCAAAAUACAUUUGUCUAACAUAAACUUUAGAGUCACGGUUGGAAAAAUACAGGUUGGAUUAGUAAUUACAACAUGACAAAUUAUUUUCGAUAUUUUUUUUCUUUACUCACGUUCUCAAAUGCUUGUUAAAUAUAUUUGUCUAACUUGCAAUUUCUCCCUUGCCGUUGUGUCACCGGUUGUCAUAUUAUUAUAUUUGGUUAAAGUCCGUAGAAUAAAUAAAUAAAUUUGUUUUAGUUCUUUGAUUAUUCUAUUUAAUGAUUUGAUCGUCAAUCUGCAGUGGCGUAUUUAGGAUUUUGCCAAUAAGGAGCGAGAUAUUGAAUUUGGAAAUAUUGUACAAUACCUGUGUACCUAGAGUAAAAUAAAUAAAAAAAGAUCCAAUUUUAAUAUUUUUUUGUAAGCAAUUUAUAAUUCGAUUAAUCAAUAACCAUUGAAAUAUUAUAGCAAUUAUGAUUAUUAAUUAGUUUGUUUAUACUAUUCUAAGAAUAAGGAGAAGAAGAAUGUUCUUUAUACCAAAGCGGUUCGGACAGGUAACGUUUUUAACAAGGAAACGUACGUACGUUCAAGCUUUUUUUGAUUUAUUUACAUGGUGCCAACACAAUUUUUAUUUUUUUUUCUAAAAAGUAAAGAAAUUCGAAUUUAAUUUAUACGUAUAAAUAAUAGCUACUAAAAAAAAUAUCAACGGGGGAGAUUUAUCUCCCUGUACUCCUCCGGUAAAUACGCCACUGAUCUAUGGCCUAAUAAUAUUAUGUAUUUACGAAAGUGUUAAUAAGCAUCAUAAUAGUUUAUUUUUGGUUGUCAUCAAGACAAUUUUCGUAUCACUAAAUCAGUCUUCCGAAACUUCAUUUUACGUUAUUGCAUAUUUUCUCCUUAUAGUUUAUAUAGUAGCAUCUGUGACUUGUUAAGUAUUCUAAACUAUUUGAAUAUCUGUCCGAUGUUAUGAAAUAAAUUCAUUUUUAAUAAAAAAUAUAUGUUUAAAGGAUAUAUUUUACAAAUUCGGGCCACUAAAGUCAGUGGACUUUCACUAUGACCAAUGUGGUAAAUUUUUGAGAACAGCCAGUGUGAGGUUUGAAAACUCUGAAUUAAAGUCAUUUCAAGAAUGGUAUAACGUACCCUUCAACGGUAUUUAUACAAUACAAAUAUUUUCUAAUACGUAAAUAAUAUAAUUAUGUUUUAUUGUUUAAUUAAUCGACUAUUUUAGAUCGUCGUAUGAAAAUAAAAAUCGACAAUCUUUUGAACAUUAUGAAUUAUAAUUUAUAUCUCAGUAGAUCAGCAACAAUUUCCGAAAGAAAUACUCGUGGAGAUGGUAUGUAACUGCUUAUAUUUUAAUAUGUUUUUGAAUUCUGACUGGGCCGAGGAAUGUAUUGGUUUUGUUAUGAAUUUUAUUUUUUUUUAUGUGAACACUUUCUACCAGAAAGCUUAUGCCGAUUAUCAAGUAUAACACCUAUUCUGAAAGGAAAAGUCCUCCGGGCGGUACUUUUAAAGAGUUUAUUAUUUGAAAUUCUCAUUAAUCUUUGACCCAGGGUUUUUAAAAAAAGAUUGAAAGAUUAAAAAUAAGGCAAUCGUUUUUAUUUAUUUUGUGUUGUUAUUGAGUUUUUAUUAUUUUAAUUUUUUAAACAACCAUUGUUGUCGUGGAAACGUACAUUGUUGACAACGCAACAUUAUCAACUGAACUCCGCUCAGAAUCGUUUUGUUAUUGGCAACGGUUUAUCGUUGCUUACAGAUAUACAUUAAAUUCCCUUUAGUAUUCUACCAUCCCACCUUCCCACCUACAUCAAUGGCUGCACCCAUGUGCGAUGUAUGUCCGUGUUUUUUAUUUGUUGUUCGGUAUAACGAUAUUGCUAUUUGACGUCUGUUUUAAUAUAGGAAUUCAGCGUAGAAUUAACGUCAGAGGAUUCCGUGGAAACAAUAACCGUGGUAAAUCCAGAAGUAGUGUCCGAGAUACCGGGAAAAUUUAAAAACAAGCGCCAACCAAAGACGAAUUAUACGCUCAACUUGAUAGUUUUAUGGAACUCAAAAAUAACUGAUUAUACGUGUUUAUAUAUUUAA
This is a messenger RNA of Cinara cedri, 2665 nucleotides long. The record is from the annotation of a GenBank genome assembly. NCBI's taxonomy places the organism in Eukaryota, Metazoa, Arthropoda, Insecta, Hemiptera, Aphididae.